AUGCCGACCGUGGUGGUCAUGGACGUGUCGCUGUCCAUGACGCGGCCCGUGUCCGUGGAGGGCUCGGAGGAGUACCAGAGGAAGCACCUGGCCAUCCACGGCCUCACCAUGCUCUUUGAGCACAUGGCCACCAAUUACAAGCUGGAGUUCACCGCGCUCAUCGUCUUCUCCUCCCUCUGGGAGCUCAUGGUCCCUUUCACGAGGGACUACAACACCCUUCAGGAAGCGUUGAGCAACAUGGACGACUACGAUAAAACCUGCUUGGAGUCGGCCCUGCUGGGCGUCUGCAGCGUCGUCCAGCAAGAGUGGGGAGGCGCGAUCCCGUGCCAGGUGGUUCUGGUAACGGAUGGGUGUCUCGGGAUCGGGAGGGGCUCCCUCCGCCACUCGCUGGCCGCUCACAAUCCGCGGAGCGACAGCAGCAGAUUCCCGCUGCCUUUCCCCUUCCCCUCCAAGCUGUACAUCAUGUGCAUGGCCAAUCUGGAAGAGCUGCAGAGCUCGGAUUCGUUAGAUUGCCUGGAGCAGCUCGUCGACCUGAACAACGGCGAAGGGCAGAUUUUCACCAUCGACGGCCCCCUGUGCCUGAAGAACGUCCAGUCCAUGUUCGGGAAGCUGAUCGACGUGGCGUACACGCCCUUCCACGCGGUCCUCAAGUGCGGCCACUUAACGUCGGACGUGCAGGCCUUCCCCAGGCCGGAACCCUUCGUCAUAGACGAGGAAAUCGACCCCAUCCCGAAGGUCAUCAACACAGAUCUGGAAAUAGUUGGCUUCAUCGACAUAGCGGACAUCUCGAGCCCGCCCGUCCUGUCCAGGCACUUGGUUCUGCCCAUAGCAGUUAACAAAGAAGGCGAUGAGGUGGGGACCAGUUUGACCGAUGACGUCGAAGAUGAAAAUUCGGCCAAUCAGAUUGCGGGCAAGAUACCCAACUUCUGCGUCCUGCUGCACGGCAGCCUCAAAGUGGAAGGGAUGGUGGCCAUCGUUCAGUUGGGGCCCGAGUGGCACGGGAUGCUGUACUCGCAGGCGGACAGCAAGAAGAAAUCCAACCUCAUGAUGUCUCUGUUCGAGCCCGGCCCGGGGCCUCUGCCGUGGCUGGGGAAGAUGGCCCAGCUGGGGCCCAUCUCAGACGCCAAAGAAAACCCCUACGGUGAGGACGACAACAAGAGUCCCUUUCCCCUGCAGCCCAAGAACAAGCGCAGCUAUGCCCAGAACGUGACCGUGUGGAUCAGGCCCAGCGGCCUGCAGACCGACGUCCAGAAGAUUUUGAGAAAUGCGAGAAAGCUUCCGGAAAAAACCCAGACGUUCUAUAAGGAGCUGAACCGCUUACGCAAGGCGGCCCUGGCCCUGGGCUUCCUGGACCUGCUGAAGGGCGUGGCGGACAUGCUGGAGCGCGAGUGCACCCUCCUGCCCGACACGGCCCACCCCGACGCCGCCUUCCAGCUGACCCACGCCGCCCAGCAGCUCAAGCUGACCGCCGGCCCCGCGGACCCCGCCGCCUACGACCACAACAUCGCCCCGCUGCAGACCGACUUCUCCGGCAGCAGCUCCGACCGCAUGUAGCAUCACCCCGCGCUCCGGAGGAGCUUCGGACACUUCCGUUGGCGGGCUCCCUCGGGCCAGAGCCCGCCCUCCCCUCUUGGGGAGAACAAGGGCCCCGCUCCGGAUGAACAAUCCUCCAUCUGAACGACUGUCGGGCGGGCGGCCCGGGAUUCCUCCGGCGGAUCCCGUUUUAACAGAGCAAUAAAAUGCCCGGUUUUACAUAGCAAGUCCCCGAGUGGCUAGCGGGCUACCUCUGGCUUAUCCUUUUCCCCAGAGGAGGAAAGGGACAGGCAGACGGGUGGAUGUUUGGGACUCAGUGCCGAUCGACGAAGUACAUCGGUUGCGUUUGCUGCGGACUGUACCCACCGCUUGGGAGAGGACAAUGAGAAGGGGUAGAAACGAUCCCUGCCCUCUUGGAGCAUGUGAUCCAGUGAGGUAGUGGGCUGGAGAAGGAUUAGAGCCAGGGAUGGGGUCUAUAAUUCCCGAAGAUGCCCCACUACCAGGGGCUGUGGGGGACCCUGGUGAUCGGGCCCCCCAGAGAAGGCGGGGAGGGGAAGGAGGGUCCCCUUUGAGCUCUUGAGGUCGAACGAGAAAAAGGGCCGAGAACUCGAUUGUAAAUAUUUUUAAUAGAAAUAUGCUCUGUUGCCUUGU
This is a messenger RNA of Tachyglossus aculeatus (Australian echidna), 2184 nucleotides long. RefSeq names its product integrator complex subunit 14 (gene INTS14). The transcript is spliced from 11 exons. The record is from RefSeq and is a predicted model, not a curated record. Gene Ontology annotation, biological process: snRNA 3'-end processing. The coding region runs from base 1 to 1554 and encodes 517 amino acids. NCBI's taxonomy places the organism in Eukaryota, Metazoa, Chordata, Mammalia, Monotremata, Tachyglossidae. Gene Ontology annotation, cellular component: integrator complex.